CGGUCCAUUCAUCUCGAGCCAUCCACCCCCUCCUCCUCCUCCUCUCCCCUCCCUCGCUCGCUCUCGCGCCGGCCCGCCUUGGACGACCCUAAAACCCUUCUCGAAUCCUCCCGGCCUCCAAAACCUUAUUCAAAUCCGUUCUAAUCCGUUGAUUCGCUCCUGCCGAAUUUUUUGAAUCCUCCAACAAGGAUCGGAGGAAAAGGGAGGGCGGAAUCGAAGAGAGCAUGCGUCUCGCGCCGUGAUCCGAACUCCGUGGGAAUGGCAGGUGAUUCUGUAAGGGAAGUGCCACUUGAUGUUGAUACUGAUAUUAAUGUAGGAAAGGACACGGAGCUGAAUGGGAAUAACAUGUCACCUGCAGAUGAUAAAACAUCUCAGGAGCUGCCAGUUUUAUCCCCCACUAAGGAAUCCUUACUGGGUGAGGAUAAAGAAGUUACUGUUGGAUAUAAUGUUCAUGAUGUUGAGAAAAAGGAUAACGCUGAGCUUGAAGAGGAUCAUAAAGCAGUUGGAGGAGAUGAUAAGACACCUCAAGUUGGGAUGGUUUUCAAAUCUUAUGAUGAAGUUUCUAAUUUCUAUAAGCAAUAUGCUCUGCGUGUAGGCUUUGGAGUGGCUGUAAGAAAGUCUCAAUUUACAAAAUCUGGAGUAUGUAGAAGGUUGAUACUUGCAUGUUCCAGGGCAGGCCGUGGACGACAAGAUGCAUGCUACCAAGCUAGACAGACUGCAAAAACAAACUGCCAGGCGAUGAUUGUAUUGAAAUUAUGGGGUGAUGGGUUGCUUCAUUUGGCAGAAGCCAAUCUUGAGCAUAAUCAUCCAUUAAGCCCGUCAACAGCACGUUUCUUGAGCUGUUAUAAAAAAAUGACAGAUGCGAUGGUAGAAGGACCUAUUGCACAACCAAAUGGACAUCAGAACAUUCAGUCUGAGAACAGAAACUCUAAUGAGAUAGGGCGAUUGAAGCUUGCAGAAGGAGAUGAUGAAUCUAUUUGUCAUUUUUUUGCAGGCAUGCAGAACAAGAAUCCAAAUUUCUUUUAUUUAAUGGAUUUGGACAAGCAUGGUUAUUUGAGGAAUUUGUUUUGGUCUGAUGCCAGAUCUAGGGCAGCAUAUCAAUACUUUGGCGAUGUUGUUUCCUUUGAUACAACGUACUUAACUGAAAAAUAUGAUUUGCCUCUGGUUUUGUUCAUUGGUAUGAACCAUCAUGGACAACCGGUGCUGUUGGGAUGUGGUUUAGUUUCGGAUGAAACAAUUGAGACCUAUAUUUGGUUGUUUAAGGCAUUCCUAACAUGUAUGCUAGGGUGCUGUCCAAAUGCUAUAAUCACUGACCAUUGUAUGGCCAUUCAGGGUGCAGUUGCAGAGGUUUUUCCUGGAGUUAGACAUCGUUUUUGCAUGUUUCAUAUAAUGAAAAAGAUGCCAGAGGAAUUGAAGGGUUUUGCAGACUUCAAAGCAGUCAAGAAGGCAGUAAAAAAAGCAGCAUAUGACUCUUUAAGAGUCAAUGAGUUUGAAGAAGAAUGGAAAAAAAUAAUCGAGGGACAUGAACUUGAGGGUAAUGAAUGGCUUGACUCGUUAUAUGAAAAUCGGAACAUGUGGGUACCAGCUUAUCUUAAAGAUGCAUUUUGGGCAGGAAUGUCCAUUUCUCAACGCGGUGAGACUGUACCUGCAUUUUUUGAUGGGUGUCUAUAUCCAAGAACUUCCUUGAAGCAGUUUCUCAGUAAAUAUGAGAUGAUCUUACAAAGUAAGUACAAAAAGGAGGCACAAGCAGACUCAGAGUCAUUUCACAAGACCCCACUCACUAUAUCUAAAUUUUAUAUGGAAGAACAACUUUCCAAAUUGUACACUGUUAGCAUGUUUAGGAAAUUUCAGGAUGAGCUAAAAGCCACUAUGUAUUGUGAUGUUUCACCGAUAAAGGUUGAUGGAUCACUCAUUAUGUUUGAAGUCAGAGAGUGUUCAUAUAUGGAAGAUGGUAAAAGGACAGAGAAGAAGGAUCAUGAGGUUCUUUAUGAUGCAGAUAAAUUUCAGGUGCAAUGCAUUUGUGGAUCAUUUCAGUUUAGGGGCAUUUUAUGUAGACAUGCUCUAUCCGUUUUUAAGUUACAACAAGUGUUUGAGAUUCCAUCUCAUUACAUUCUUGAUCGUUGGAAAAAAGAUUAUAAGCGAUUACAUGCUCUUGCUCAUCCUUCACAUGACAUGCUAGCUGAUACUAUCAUGGAGCGCUAUGAUUAUCUCUCCAUGCGUUGCCUUCAUCUUGCUGAGCUAGGGUUCGUAUCUGAUGAUAGGUACCAGGUUGCAUUGAAGUUAAUAAGAGAGGUGGAGAAGUCUCUUUUCGAUAAUGGCUCGUGCAGAGACAGGCAACCUAUGCUGCUAUCUCUUGAAAGUCAGUCAAAUGAAAAUGUCCAAAAUCUUCUGGUACCCCGUCUGGGCAUAUCUGAGGGCAAUAAGAAUUCUAACUCUUCCCAUGUGAAGCGGAGAGGUCGGCCACCGAAAAAAGGGAGAGAACCUCAAGUAGAGUUGUUAGUUCGAUCAAGCAAGGAACAGGAUUUUCUAAGAUCAUCAUUAGUUGGCAAUGAAAGCAAUGUGCUCCAAUCUGCCCCACUUGCUUCGCAUCUUGAUGCUCAUAUAGGGACACAAGGAGGCAUUGAUCUAAUGGAAGAAGUUACCCCAGAUGACUUGUCAUUUGGCAGUCAUUUCAGCAUCCAUGUUAAUCACCAGCAUCAUAUGGGCAAUCAUACAAGACUGCAGUCAAGCAAUUUACUGCAGGGUCAGUAUGAUCAUCAAACAAUUGGAAAUCAGUCAAGGGUGCAGUGGAUUUAUCAACAGAUGUUACAGGACGAUCAGAUUGCAAAUGCACAUUCUGGCCGAAGGACUGGGUAGAAGAUGAGGAUGUAGGUUAUGAAAUGCAAACUCAGUAUGCGAGGGGUACCGAUUCUUGGUGCACAGUCCGGUACAGCAAACUAUGCAUGCACAUGCAAAGGCUUGGUAACAAUAUCUUUAUGGAACACUAUUAUCUUCUGGUAUGUUCCAGUAAUUCAUGGAGUAUACUACUUUUGGCAUCUAAUCUAAUAGACACAGGAAUACCAUAUUCUGAUAAAGUAGGCUGGUGAAAACAAAAAUUGAGGACAUAUUCUAGAAAUACAAGUAAUUGUUUCCUGAAUAUGUUACUGCCAAUUCUCUGUCAGCACUAAUAUUUUCCAUGGCCUUGAUCUGAAACUUUCCUACAUAUGCAUGCACAAUUUUCCUUUCCAACCAAAGUGUUUAUCACAAUUUAAAUUAAAGACCAAGUUCACAUGUUUGGCAGGUCUAAAGGCUGUGGAGGAAAAGAUGGGAACAUUCAACAAAGGUACUUAACAAUGAUUAAUAUGAAAACAUCGCACGGAUACUAGACCUGUCAUGCCUGCUCGCUGAUGGUGCUCAGCACCAGUAGUACACUUGACAUUGCCAGCUUACUGAUGUUGCUCAGCACCAUGGUUGACCUCUAGCUCCUGAGGAGUCUGAAUUGAACUUUGGAUAAUUUGGACACCAGUUGCCACUGGAAGAUAUAGCGGUAGAUAAUCUAACCAAGAUAAAAAUACAAGAUAGAGGCUGCAUUUUGCAAUUGAAAUAUUCGAUACGAACAGCAGCAGGAAGCAUUUGCAUAGAAAAUGCCUUUUUGUUUAUGGAAAUUCCUAUUUGUUGAUUUUGUUCAAUCAACCUUACCUUCCUUUUUUUCUCCAAAUAUGUUAACGAGCCUUCCUCUGAUUUUAGCUAGAAUUGUUUAUCAUCGUGUCUUUGAAAUAGUUUUUGUCAAUGUGCAUAUGGAUAUAUUUGUAUAUUUAAUUUCCUUUUUGUGGAGUAUUACUCAUGAAACGCUGUAUACUCUUU
Messenger RNA from Phoenix dactylifera (date palm), 3843 nucleotides. RefSeq names its product protein FAR1-RELATED SEQUENCE 6-like. Lineage: Eukaryota; Viridiplantae; Streptophyta; Magnoliopsida; Arecales; Arecaceae. Gene Ontology annotation, molecular function: zinc ion binding. The record is from RefSeq and is a predicted model, not a curated record. Gene Ontology annotation, biological process: regulation of DNA-templated transcription.